Magnolia sinica is the source of this 2930-nucleotide messenger RNA. RefSeq lists its product as uncharacterized. The record is from RefSeq and is a predicted model, not a curated record. The transcript is spliced from 21 exons. Bases 261 to 2579 code for a protein of 772 amino acids. Gene Ontology annotation, biological process: protein phosphorylation. Gene Ontology annotation, molecular function: protein kinase activity; ATP binding. Lineage: Eukaryota; Viridiplantae; Streptophyta; Magnoliopsida; Magnoliales; Magnoliaceae.
CCUUUCAGUCCAAGUAAUACCUGUAUUCUACAUAUAAUAGAAGAUGGAUUUAUCUGGUAUAUGAAAAUGCUGCUCCGGCCGCUGGAUCUUUUGAACGGAUGAGAUUCUCUGUCUUCUGAUAUCUGGCGACGAUGUUGAAGAUAUCCGGUUGUGAUGAUGGCGAGGAUAAUGACUGCACAGAUUGCUGACGGUUCCGAGAAGAUUUUACACGAUUGUUUGCCUUUCUAGCGUGCUUUGGAUCUUGAUUGCGGAAAGGCAACAUGUCAGACGCGGUGGCUAUGGCGGAUGCCAUCAAAUCUCGGUUUAACUCUCUUGAGCUGAUUGGAAGAGGGUCCUUCGGUGAGGUCUUUAAAGGGUUCGACAAGGAGCUGAACAAAGAUGUUGCUAUAAAAGUUAUUGAUUUAGAAGAAGCAGAGGAUGAAAUUGAAGAUAUUCAAAAGGAAAUCUCGGUACUGUCCCAAUGCCGAUCUCCAUAUAUUACAGAUUACUAUGGCUCCUAUCUUCACGAAACGAAACUAUGGAUAGUAAUGGAAUACAUGGCUGGUGGCUCUGUCGCUGACCUAUUACAAACAGGUCCUCCACUAGAUGAAAUGUCUAUAGCAUGCAUUUUACGUGACUUGCUACAUGCGAUUGAAUACCUCCACAACGAAGGAAAGAUUCAUAGAGAUAUCAAAGCGGCAAACAUUUUGCUGACAGAGACAGGAGAUGUCAAGGUUGCAGAUUUUGGCGUUGCUGGUCAAUUGACACGGACAAUUUCUAGAAGAAAGACAUUUGUAGGAACCCCAUUUUGGAUGGCACCAGAGGUAAUUCAGAAUUCAGAUGGAUACAAUGAGAAGGCAGAUAUUUGGUCCUUAGGGAUCACUGCAAUUGAGAUGGCAAAAGGGGAGCCCCCUUUGGCAGAUCUCCACCCACUGAGGGUUCUUUUCAUCAUUCCUCGAGAAAAUCCACCACAGCUGGAUGAGCAUUUUUCCCGCCCUAUGAAAGAAUUUGUUUCCUUAUGUUUAAAAAAAGUCCCAGCUGAGAGGCCAAGUGCCAAGGAACUUCUAAAGCAUCGUUUUAUCAGGAAUGCAAGAAAGAGUGCAAGGCUUUUGGAAAGGAUAAGAGAGCGGCCGAAGUUCCCUGUAAGUGAAGGCAUGGAAACCCUGAGAAAUGGUCAUCAAGCCUUUGAUGAUGCAUCUGGCACUGUUAAGGCUACUAAAGACACAAGAGAUGAUGAAAGUACUCGAGCCAGUCAUGGAAAGGUCCUGGGAAAUUCUGGCUGGGACUUCAGUACAAGUGGAUCCCAGGGUACAGGGACUGUCCGCAGUGCUGUGAGACCACCUCAAGUUGCCACGGGAGAUAGGAAAUCUGAAGUCCCAAAUAGUCAUCUUCUUCCAAGAAAACCUCCAAGUAGAGGGAACCAGUGGUCUUCUGCAUCAGGAAGUGCUGUUCAUGAGUCAUCAAUUGAAGUCUCCCCUCAGAAAGGUGUGAGAGAUCAACAUGGUGGAGAAAGACAAGAGGAUUCCCUAGAGGAUCAGUUAUCUGUAAACAACUCAGGAACUGUCAUUCUACGAUCUUCAAGAGAGGUUCAGUCAUCUGCUUUGUUUGACGACCAGAGUUCCACGUCUAGCGGCAGAUAUACUUUUGAUGAAGGGAGUGCUGGUGGCACUGUUGUUAUCCGUGGCCAACAUGGUGAAUCCGAUACCCCUCGAACUCCAAAGUCCAGAUUAGGAAUCCUGGAACGAACAUCAAGUGCUUCAAAUGAGGACAGUGCUACCAACCUUGCUGAGGCGAAGGCUGCGUUACAGGCGGGGUUGAGAAGAGGAAAUGCUCGGGAAAGAAUUUCACUGGGCAAGCUUAACAAAGAUGGGCAGGAAGCUAGAGCAACAGACAGAACAAAUACCUCUGAUUCCUCCAGAGAUUCCCGUGAAUACUAUGAUGCACAGAGAGUAAUUCCCAAAAUGCGUCAAAUAAGCGACGAUGAAAGUAUUGGACGAGCGUCUGCAGCAACAUCAUCUCCACCAUUAUCAUUGUUGCUCAUCCCUUCGUUGAAAGAGGCUGCUGGUGAUGAAUGGGAAGGACCAAUCGCACAGGCUGUGGCAGAUUCACUGAUGGAUCUCGAGCGCCUAACACCCGGCUCUUGUGAAGUCCUUGUCAGCAGGAUGCUUCAACGAUUGGGAAGCUCAAGGGAAUCUUCCAUAAAGGGGCUUCAGGAGCUGGCUGCACGAAUUUUUACGAAGAGCGCUGCUCCUCAUUUAGAUGCAGAAAAUGCAAAUUCGGAAGUGGCAAACAAGAAAAAGCAACCAAGUACGGAUACAUCUGAGAGUCCGAAUUUAAGCCCGCUGUCAAAGUUCCUCAUCGCAAGGUUGGAUGGCAGGGCCAAGUUUCUCGAGAUCUCAACCCCGUUUAGGCAUGUAUAUAGUUACCAACUGGGGAUUUGCUACGCGCCUAGGGAAUUGAUAUCUUCUGUCCUGAUUGAUAGCAUCACCCUUUUAAUUCUGCUUCUGGUAAUAAAAAAGUACAAAUUUGUACCAUUGCUGGAGGUAGAAACAAAGGGUUCCAAAAUGAAUAAAGAUGGGUAUAGAAGGGGAGUUAUUUGAUACUCCGCGAAGUGUGAUGUUUGAUAUGCAUGCAGGCAGAAAUUGUACAUGUAGCAUACAUUAAUUAAACUGACUAAAUUGUGAAGCCCACAGUUGCUAAGCCUAAAAUCACACGGGUUGGAAAAUCCUAACCUCUGAUUUGUGGACACUUGUUUGUUGAAAUGUGACCAUUGGCUAAUUUCAUUUUUAACCUUCCAAUGAAUGUCCGCCAAUGCGAUGACAGAAAAUCAAAUAAGUGAAAGUUUUUGUUCAUUUUACAUCUAAACAGGGACACCUGUAAAUAGGAAGUGAAGAUUGCAUUACUUGUGCACUGCAAAUGCAAUUUCUAAGCUGCAUGCUAUCCAUCACACU